AUGGAGCUCUCGGGUGUAAUCGCGCUAGUCCUAGUGAGCUUUGUGAGUGGAACUCCCCAUGGAUAUGGUGUAAAAGGUGGCGCACUAGCUAAAGCUGAAGCCAAUGCUGCUUCCGGUGCAUUCUUACAACCUGUUUCCUUGACUAUACCAAGUGGAGCGGCAUUUACGGGAAGUUUCUCCAAGUCUUCUUCAUCAAGCUUUGCAUCAUCGAGCUCAAGUGCUCAUUCAAGUUCAUUUAGUUUUAGUGGUAGCGGUGCUAACGGGAUUGGUGGCAUUGGAUGCAAUUCGAAUAAUUGCAAGAAUGGUUUGAUUGAUGGAAAUGUACCCUCUACGGUGCACGGUUCAGCAUUUAAUGGAGUUCAAAACAGCGGAGCUGUUGCAUCUGCUGCAGCUGGUGCAAUAGCAGGCUACAGGCAGGCAUACUCCAGUAACAAUGGCAAUCUUUGUAAAGAAGCUAACUGUGAUGGUGUAGAUACUUCUGGCAACAAAUGUUCGUCGGGCAAAUGCAGUUCAAAUGAAAACUUGCAACCUCAAUCUCAGUCAGUACAUCCUCUUAAUAAAUAUGAAAGUGGAACUGAUUGUGCAUCUGGUCAGUGCAACCUAUCUAUCCAACAAGAGAAUGCUCCAAGUGGAUAUGGAUCUGAACAACAACCUAAUAAUGGUGAUUCUAAAGAUACUCCUAUUGUAACAUCUUCGACAGGACAAGAAGAUGAUUUAUUUGUUCCACUUUCACAAUCUUCAGAUUCAGCAGCACCAUCACAUCAAAAACCGUCCGUAUUUUUAAAUACUCCUAAUCUUGGUCCAGCGUGUACAAGUCAUAACUGCAAUGAAGCAUCUCCUAGCUCAUAUUCUAAUGGGAAACUUCCAACAAGUUACAAUGUCCCAAUAUUUGGUACUUAUCCAAGUGGUCCACAAGCACCAUCAGCUGCUUGUAGUAGUCCGAACUGCGCUAGCUAUCCUUCAGAUAGCAAUGAUGUUUCCGGACCCACGAGACAUGUAGAUACUUCAAAUCCUCAUUACGGAGUACAAUAUCAACCAGGAUCAGCAGAUGUCUCGGGACAGGGUUCAAAACAUGAAUCAAAUAUUAAUCAAAAUUCAUAUUCUGUCCAACCCUUAAAACCAAAUUUAGCACAACAAAAUGUUCCUACUUAUACAGGCUCCAGUGGAUCUGUAGAUACUGACCAAUCAUUGGGUUCUUCAAAACCGUUUCUAAGCAAUUUACCCCCCAAUGAAGAUAGUCCUAAACAUACUGUUGGAGGUACCACUAAUUCAAUCAAUGGCAAUGUCCAGGGAUCGUACCCAUCACAGUCUAUUACAGGAGCUCCAUCCUCUAGUCCCAGUUAUUCUAGUCAAAACUUACAUCCUGGCUAUGCCGUAGGUUCUUCUCAAAAUGAUGCACAAAAUACCCGGGGAUACACCAGCAAUGAAUCUGUCAAGUCUCAGCAAGCUACUUUAGAUUUAUCAAAACCAAAUACAAACUAUUUAUCGCCCAGCCAACAACAAAUACCAAAUGGUGGAUAUAACCCAACAGGAUCGAACGGCGGAAAUUUGCCUUCUGUACCAUUAUCUUCAAAACCACAUACAGGUACAUUUACUUCUCCUAGUUAUCCAGGACAUACUACACCUUUGUUACCUAAUGUAGAAUCUGGUCAACGUGGUCCUUCAAACAACGGAGGUUAUGCAAACGUUGGACUUCCAACACACGCUGGACAAUUUGUUACACCGAAGCCAGGUGUAGAUAUUUCUUCACCACUUCCGAAUCUUAGUGCUCCUGCUUACACUAGUGGUUUUGGAGGUCCAAGUGGAUCAAUCAAUGGAAACUUCGGGCAUAGCUCUCUUCACGGAUCCCUUGGUACUACUAACCUACCGUCAAGUGCGGUUUCCCCUGUGAAAGGCGCGCCUACUUAUACUGGUGGUUUCGGCGGACCUGCAGGAACAUUUGACGCAAGUUUUCCGGUAGGGACAAAGCCUACAUCAAAACCAGGCUAUGAAAGCAAUUACGCGGAAACAACACACACAUCACCUGACGCUAGUGUAAACACUAAUUUACAUUCUGUUACACCGAAACCAAGUACAGGUGUUUCUUCACCAUAUCCUAACCCUAGUGUUCCUUCGUACAAUGGUGGAUUUGGAGUUCCGAGUGGAUCAUAUGGUGGGCAAUUGGGUCAUGGCUCCUUUCAAGGAUACCCUGGUACUAUUAAGCCACAUUUAAGUACAAUUUCCCCCGUGAAAGAUGUGCCUACAUAUACUGGUGGCUUCGGUGGACCUGCAGGAGCAGUUGAUACAAGUUUUCCGGCAGGGACAAAGCCUACAUCACAACCAGGACAUGAAGGGAAUUACGCAGACACAACACACACAUCAGCUGAGGCUGGUAUAAAUACUGGUUUACAUUCUGUUACACCGAAACCAAGUACAAGUAUUUCAUCACUCCAUCCUAACCCUAGUGUACCUGCGUACACUGGUGGAUUUGGAGGUCCGAGUGGUUCAUUUGUUGGUCAUGGCUCCCCACAAGGGUCCCUUGGAUCGUCGACUAAGCCACAUUCUAGUGUGACUUUACCUGGAAAAGACGCGCCUGUAUACACCGGAGGUUUUGGUGCACCAGCAGGACCUAUUGACAAAAGUUUCCCGGCGACACAGGUUGCAACGAAACCAGGACAUAACGAAGCACCGUCUUUCACCGAUAAUUUACCACAUCAAACAACACACACAUCAUAUGACGCUGGUGUCAAUUCGGGCUCUAAUAAAAAUUCAGGCGUACAUGGAGUUGUAUCUAAACCUAGUGAUAGCUUAAUUCCGCCUCAUCAUGAUAUUUCAAAUAAUGGACUUCAUGGUUUUACCACAGCUGCCAAUUCACCUAUUGUACCCAAGCCAAAUAAUGAAGAAUCAAAGAUACCGUACACUGGUGGUUUCGGAGCGCCCUCAGGAUUGUUAAAACCGAACGAAUACAAUUUACCAGAGAAGUCACCUUCAUCGGCGUUAGGUAAUAUUAAGCCCUUAUCUUGUACCACUGGUGCUUGUAGUUCGAAAGCCAAGACUGCCAUGACUAGUGAAAAAUCAAAUGUUUCUCCACAUGAAGGUUCUGGCGCUGUAACUGCAUCUGCUAGUGCCAAAGCAGUCGCCUACUCAGGAGGGUUUGGUGGUCCACCAGGACUAUUAAAACCUUUCGAUGAUGGAAAACAUUUUAAAGCUAACCAUGUUGGUGGACCUUUCGGUAGAAACGAAUUGUCUGGAAGUAAUGUUGACUCGGGUUAUAAUGAUAAGGUGCCAAGCGUCUCACCCAACCAAGCUACCGCAGGACAAGCUCAAGCAGGGACACAAGUUAAUGCAGGAGCACAAGCCCAUGCAAGUGCACAAGCUAACGCCGUAGCUUUCGCGAGUGCCGGUGCAUUUGGUGCCAAUCAAGGUUUUAGCGGUACUGGAUGCAAAUCCGGCUGUGGGUCAGACGUUAACUCUGAAGGAAAUUUAGCGAAUAUCGACAGUCUCGGCGAUCCUAAAACUGGUCACAAUGAAUUAAAUCAUGCAGCUGGUUCAUCAGCGGGGGCUAAAAGUAUCGCUGGCGCUGGGGCUGGCAGCUUAGCAGCAGGAAGAAGUUUCGCAUCUGCACAUGCAUCGGCGGGUGCUGCAGUUAAAGGAGGUUACGGAAAG
Messenger RNA from Brenthis ino (lesser marbled fritillary), 3645 nucleotides. The record is from the annotation of a GenBank genome assembly. Lineage: Eukaryota; Metazoa; Arthropoda; Insecta; Lepidoptera; Nymphalidae.